Molecule: messenger RNA, 1599 nt
Organism: Exaiptasia diaphana
Lineage: Eukaryota; Metazoa; Cnidaria; Anthozoa; Actiniaria; Aiptasiidae
Product: galactokinase
Exons: 6
Coding region: 184-1356 (390 amino acids)
Biological process (GO): galactose metabolic process; carbohydrate phosphorylation
Cellular component (GO): cytosol; cytoplasm
Molecular function (GO): ATP binding; galactokinase activity
Source: RefSeq, a predicted model, not a curated record
UCGAAAUCCAACUCGACGUUUCUGGAAUCCCUCUGCUACACGAGAAAAUGUGGUGAGUGCAGGCACCCCGCUGUGGAUCGCAAGGUCUUGAAAGGAUGACGUAAGCUUAAUAGGAAAACAAAACCCAUUGAACCUUUUCAUGUCACGAGACGCUGUUAUUAUUGACAACACAUCGUUGAAUUUAUGGCAAACUGCGUUGAAGAUGUCCUUAGGGAAGCAGCUUCUUUAUUUGAAAACCAAUUUAAAUGUUCUCCCUCCGUCGCUUGUUGUGCUCCAGGCAGAGUUAACUUGAUUGGAGAGCACACGGACUACAAUGAUGGCUUCGUAUUUCCUAUGGCCUUGGAAUUAGUGACAGUAAUACUAGGGUGCAAAACCGAUGACAAUACUUGUAGCAUUGCGACCUCAGCCCAAGGUGUAGAUGAACCUCACCAGAUCACCUUCCCAUUACCAUCCACAUCCUCUCCCCUCUCCCCAGGGGAACCAUCAUGGGCCAAUUAUGUUAAAGGUGUCAUUGCUAAUUUUCCAUGCCCACCACCAUCAUUCAAAGCAGCAAUAGCCACRUCAGUACCUCUUGGAGGCGGAUUGUCAAGCUCAGCGUCACUAGAAGUAGCAAUGUACACAUUUUUAGAGCAACUAUGCAAUUCAGAGCAGAACGAUYUAAAAGCUAAGGCACUGGCCUGCCAGAAAGCUGAGCAUGACUUUGCAGGGAUGCCUUGUGGAAUUAUGGAUCAGUUUAUAUCAGUAAUGGGUAAAAAAGGCAAUGCAUUGCUUCUGGACUGCAGAUCAAUGGAAGGAUCUUUGAUCCCUUUAUCAGACCCAAAUGUGGUUGUUCUUAUAACAAACAGCAAGGUGCGCCACAAACUAACAGGCAGUGAAUAUCCAACAAGACGUYGUCAGUGUGAAACAGCAGCAUCAAUUCUUGGCAAGCCAAGUCUACGUGACGUGACUUUAGAAGACCUCACUAAACGAAAAGAUGAAUUGGAGGAUGUGGUGUUCCGUAGAGCACGCCAUGUAGUAGGAGAGAUAUCAAGGACACAAAGAGCAGCAGAUGCCCUUCAAAGCAACAACUACAAGACAUUUGGUCAGCUAAUGGUAGAAAGCCAUAAUUCACUCAGAGAUGACUAUGAAGUUAGCUGUGCUGAGCUGGACACACUAGUGAAGCUAGCAAUGGAAGUCAAUGGUGUUUAUGGAUCAMGAAUGACAGGAGGAGGGUUUGGUGGAUGUACUGUGACCCUUGUCAAGAAAGAUGCAGUUGAAAAACUUAUCCAACAUUUGAAAGAUGGAUACCCCAAGGGAUCAUGCCUGAUAUCAAGUCCUGCUGAUGGUGCAAGGAGAUUAGAAAUAAAAAAUAUCUAAAUAAUAUUCAAAAUAUCUAUGAAAUUUUGGAAAUUUACUUGCAUUUCUAGUUAGGGUAAUGAUUCCAGCAGAAGCAAUGCAGGCAAGAGGCAAAAAAAUAUAUAUUGAGUUGAGAAAAAUGCCAAGAUGAGUUCAUAUACAUACUUAGAUUACUUAUCAUAUACAGCCUUUUGCAAAAAUUAUGAGAAUUGUCUAAAUAUCUAAAUAUCAUGCACUUGAUAUUAUGCACUCGAUAUUAUAUUU